AUGUUCUUUCUCAAGUCCCAUUUGGCCGUAGGCCUGCUAUCCCUGUCCGUCGCUGCGACAUCUUGGAUUGUUCCAGGGGCGGUAUGGACGGACACAAAGGGCCAGAAGAUUGAUGCUCAUGGAGGAGGUAUCGUCAAAGUGGGAAGUACUUUCUAUUGGAGCGGCCAAAGUGCCAGCAACGCCGAGACCCCUUACAUGUACUCUUCGACCGAUCUUCUCAAUUGGACCCCGCUUGGAGCCCAAGCUAAAAUCUCGGGCAUGUGGCGUCCUAAAAUCGCUAAGCCGAAUGGCAAUUUCUGGAUCUACGGCCAGGUAAACCGUCUUGUCCAGCCACUGGAAUCAUCGCGAAUGGUUGGUGGAUACCAGCCGCACGGCUCUGGGGAACAUCUCCUACCGAGUGGAUACACUUAUUCUGAUACAGGAAUGUUCCAAGAUCCUAAGGAUGGUACCUGGUACAUCUUAACAAGUGCAGACCACAAUAACGUCCAGAUCAACAAAAUUAACUCGGAUGGUACUGUUGGCAAUCGAGUUGGCAAUUUAGCCGCCGGUGCAUACGAGGCCCCAGGCAUGUUUUAUGCCGACGGAACCUAUUACCUGAUCGUCUCUGGUAAAACCGGCUGGAGGGGCAAUCCCAAUCAGAUGUUCUAUAGCAACAGCCUCUCAGGCCCCUGGAACGGGCCUCAUAGUGUUGCUCCCGGAUCCAGUAAUACCUACGGCGCACAGAACACUUUCGAACUUGUGAUCAAAGGAACUAAGCAAACCACUUACAUCUAUAUGGGCGACCUUUGGGACUCACAUGGAGGACCGAGCUCAAACUACCUCUGGCUUCCAAUGUCGGUCGACACAAGUGCUAAAUCUGUGACGCUGAAUUAUCAUUCUAUGUGGGCUGUUGAUGUCAAUACUGGAGAAAUAAAAUUCCCUAGCACUAAAAAGCGACAUGAAGCCGAGGAGGCUAAUCUUUUCGGCCGUGCGGCCAUUAGUGUUUGCGACCAUUGUCUCACGAAGAAGUCAGUUCACAAAAUUGAUCACGAAAGCGAAGUCGUGUUUGAGAAUGUUACAGGGACCGGGGUCCCAGAAUGGGUCUCCUUCCACUACACUGUCAACGAUCCCACAGCUGGUGAAGCGUGUAUCUAUGUGAACGGCCAGCCGGCUUUGAAUAUUUCUGACAUGAAUUCUUACGCUGGGUACCACCAAACUGUUCCGGUUCAACUUACCCUCCAGCCGGGUGAUACCAAUACCAUCAAAUUUGCAGCCGUGGGCUCUUCAGAUUUUGAGGUGUCCCUGGAUGGGAUCGAGCUCCAUGAGUGA
Messenger RNA from Penicillium oxalicum, 1308 nucleotides. RefSeq lists its product as uncharacterized. Lineage: Eukaryota; Fungi; Ascomycota; Eurotiomycetes; Eurotiales; Aspergillaceae. The coding region runs from base 1 to 1308 and encodes 435 amino acids. The record is from RefSeq and is a predicted model, not a curated record. The transcript is spliced from 10 exons. Gene Ontology annotation, biological process: carbohydrate metabolic process. Gene Ontology annotation, molecular function: hydrolase activity, hydrolyzing O-glycosyl compounds.